UUGUGCAGCAGGAGGCAGCAGGCAGAGGGGGCAGAGGCGAUGGGGAAGUGGGCGGCGAUCGUGCUACUCGCCGGCGCCCUCGCUGGCACAGGGCAGUGCAUAACAUGCUACGUGUGCCUCCCUUCCGUGAGGGGCUGGACUGACAGCAAGCACCAGGCGGUGGUCUGGAGAACCAAGAUCGCCAGGCAGUGGCCGGGCCUCGAGGAGGGAGACUUCGGGGAGUGCCCGUACCUCACGGACGAGGACAAGUUCCAGAGGAGCUGUGCCAGGGAUUCGAUGCGCCCGGCAUGCAUUAAUAUCACUAACGAGUUCUGGACAGCGCGCACGUGUGGAAUCCUCCCUGUGAACGCCUCCUACGGAUGCAGCAAACGAAAUGGCGUCACCACCUGCUAUACCAUCAGUGAUCUCGGAAACAGUCCAGGGCAUCGUAUUUCUGUCUCCGUCUUCGCCGUGGUUGGCCUUCUCCUCAUCAUCGCCAUGUGGAACGCCUGAAGACCUGCGCUUUGGGGCCGUGUUGUUUCGAGUUUGACUAAACCUCCCUAUCAGGCGACAGAUACCACAUUUUAUUGUUUUCAUUAUUGAUAUGCCUGCCCAUCAUGCCACUGGCUGACAAGGAAAGG
Messenger RNA from Penaeus indicus, 620 nucleotides. RefSeq lists its product as uncharacterized. The coding region runs from base 40 to 492 and encodes 150 amino acids. NCBI's taxonomy places the organism in Eukaryota, Metazoa, Arthropoda, Malacostraca, Decapoda, Penaeidae. The record is from RefSeq and is a predicted model, not a curated record. The transcript is spliced from 3 exons.